Molecule: messenger RNA, 2247 nt
Organism: Hevea brasiliensis (rubber tree)
Lineage: Eukaryota; Viridiplantae; Streptophyta; Magnoliopsida; Malpighiales; Euphorbiaceae
Product: polyamine oxidase 2
Exons: 10
Coding region: 483-1958 (491 amino acids)
Biological process (GO): polyamine catabolic process
Cellular component (GO): peroxisome
Molecular function (GO): polyamine oxidase activity
Source: RefSeq, a predicted model, not a curated record
GGCUGGCCCAAACAACUCUAUAAAAUGGUCCUACCUAAACAAAAGCUGAAUUCAACAAUUCGCAGCUCUACUUUUUUUCAUUUCUUAGAAAAUCUGAAUCUCUAGAAAUUUCGAAAUCCUUUUUUCCGAUUUACAUUUUCUUUUGCCAGUCAGUUCUUCUGCUUCGAAGAUUUCUCCUUUCAAUUCCUCUUAUCGCCUGGUUUCGGCAAAUUGGAACAGAUACGAGGGGUAGAAUUGGUAAAAGAAAGAAAUCUGCAUGAACUGGUUGGGAAAGCUGGGUUACUAUUUCCUGUCGUCGAAUUCGAACCAUUUCUUAACGCGAUUUUUGAUAUUUUUUCUUCAUUUCUCUCCUCAAUUUUCUCCAUCAUCAUUUUAUAAUAAGAAGAUAAAUUUUUCGUCGUUAUCAUCAUCAUCAUCAUCAUCGUCAAUUAGCAGUAAUCUAAUUCCUAAGUCUAUCUCUAAUCGUCGGUUAUUAUUGAAUCAUGGAGUCUGGAUUCAGGAGUAAUCGCCAGCAAUUGCGUCGAGCUCUUUGUUAUUCGAAUGAUGGGAGGAGGCAAACAACCUUGCCAUCUGUGAUAGUGAUAGGUGGUGGUGUUGCUGGAGUAGCGGCUGCUCGUGCUCUUCAUGAUGCUUCAUUUCAGGUUGUGUUGUUGGAAUCUCGUGACAGACUUGGUGGUAGAGUUCACACUGAUUUCUCAUUUGGUUUUCCUGUUGACCUGGGUGCAUCGUGGCUGCAUGGUGUCUGCAAAGAAAAUCCCUUGGCCCCUCUAAUUGGGAGGCUGGGACUACCAUUGUACCGAACUAGCGGUGAUAAUUCUGUGUUGUAUGACCAUGAUCUUGAAAGCUAUGCUCUUUUUGAUAUGGAUGGGAAUCAGGUUCCUCAAGAAUUGGUCUCUAAGGUUGGGGAAACUUUUGAGAGAAUUUUGAAAGAGACAGAGAAAGUAAGAAUGGAAUACAAUGAAGACAUGUCCAUAUUCAGUGCUUUCUCAAUUGUUUUUGAAAGAAGACCAGAAUUAAGGUUGGAGGGUCUUGCCCAUAAGGUGCUUCAAUGGUACUUGUGUAGAAUGGAAGGCUGGUUUGCUGCUGAUGCUGAUACCAUCUCCCUUAAGUGCUGGGAUCAGGAAGAACUGCUUCCAGGUGGGCAUGGGCUUAUGGUGAGGGGCUACCUUCCUGUCAUAAACACUCUUGCCAAAGGACUUGAUAUCCGCUUGGGCCACAGGGUAACAAAAAUUGUUAGGCAUUAUAAUGGUGUAAAGGUAACAACUGAAACUGGGAGGACAUUUGUGGCAGAUGCUGCUAUUGUUGCUGCUCCUCUUGGAGUGCUGAAAUCCAGGGCCAUAACUUUUGAACCUAGGCUUCCAGAAUGGAAGGAAGAAGCCAUUAAAGACCUUGGAGUGGGAAUUGAGAAUAAGAUUGCAUUGCACUUUGACAAGGUAUUCUGGCCAAACGUAGAGUUCUUGGGAGUGGUUGCAGAGACAUCUUAUGGCUGCAGCUACUUCCUAAAUCUACACAAAGCUACUGGUCAUUCUGUUCUUGUUUAUAUGCCUGCUGGACAGCUGGCCAAAGACAUUGAGAAAAUGUCUGAUGAAGCAGCGGCCAAUUUUGCUUUCUUGCAACUCAAGAAGAUCCUACCUGAAGCCUCUGCCCCGAUUCAGUAUCUUGUUUCUCACUGGGGCUCAGAUAUCAACUCACUCGGUUCCUAUAGCUAUGAUACAGUAGGCAAAUCCCAUGAUCUGUAUGAAAGGCUAAGGAUCCCUGUGGACAACCUAUUCUUUGCAGGAGAGGCGACCAGUAUGAACUACCCAGGGUCAGUGCACGGUGCAUUCUCUACUGGACUGAUGGCUGCAGAAGAUUGCCGGAUGCGAGUUCUAGAGCGAUACGGUGAGGUAGACUUAUUCCAGCCAGUCAUGGGUGAGGAGGCGUCAGUAUCUGUUCCUCUCUUGAUAUCUCGUAUGUGACUUAUCGGGUGGCUAUAGUAUGUGAAAGCGUGUAGGCAUGUUAACAUGGGAUCAGAGCUGACACAAAGUUGCCAUUUUGAUUGGAUAGUCUAGGGAAUUAUGGGGAAAUUACUGUUUCCUCUAGACUAAUCACACUGGUAAAUGUGAAGUCUCCUGUGUAACAGGAAAUUACUCUGCAAUUAUUAUUGGACAAACAGAACAGUAUAAUAUUAUAUUGUGCCAUAGACUUAUUCUAAAGCUGGUUAAUAGAUUUGUCUCCUUUAAGAAUGAAGAACCUUCCUUUUUCUUA